Cyphellophora attinorum is the source of this 1695-nucleotide messenger RNA. RefSeq lists its product as uncharacterized. Gene Ontology annotation, biological process: proton transmembrane transport. The coding region runs from base 1 to 1695 and encodes 564 amino acids. NCBI's taxonomy places the organism in Eukaryota, Fungi, Ascomycota, Eurotiomycetes, Chaetothyriales, Cyphellophoraceae. The transcript has a single exon. Gene Ontology annotation, cellular component: membrane. Gene Ontology annotation, molecular function: antiporter activity. The record is from RefSeq and is a predicted model, not a curated record.
AUGGCGGACACAGCACCGGAGGCAGCCCUGCCCUAUCACGAGCCUGGCAUCGUCGCGAUCCUCAUCCUAGUCUCCUUCCUCCUGCUGCUCAAUGUCCUCAACCAUGUCGUCGACAAGCUCCUCUACUGCGGCCUGCUCGCCCAAAUCUUCCUCGGCAUCGCCUGGGGCACGCCCGGAGGCAACUGGCUGGGCCGCGAUACCGAACAUGCCGUCGUGAAACUGGGCUACCUGGGCUUGCUGCUGAUCGUGUAUGAGGGUGGUCUGCUCACUGACUUCACGGCGCUAAGGAACAACCUCCUGCUAUCCGUUAGCGUCGCCAUCACCGGUAUCGGCGUGCCUAUAGCGUUGAGCUUUGUGCUGUGUUCACUCAUGGGCGCUACUUCGCUACAGGCGUUUGCGGCGGGCGCGGCGCUAUGCUCGACGAGUCUAGGGACGACGUUUUCGGUGCUGUCGGCGAGUGGUCUUACUACGACGCGGAUGGGCACGAUCUUGACGUCGGCGGCGAUGAUGGAUGAUGUUGUUGGGCUUAUUAUGGUGCAGGUCAUUUCGAAUCUCGGUGGGGCGGCGACUCCGUUCACGGCGGUGGACGUGGUGCGCCCAGCGCUUGUGUCUGUUGCUUUUGUUGUGGUUGUGCCGAUUGCUGCGCGAUUUGUUGCGAAGCCGCUCACAGCAUGGCUGAAUCGUCGUCGAGCAGCCAGACCUGAGGGUCUCAUUCAUCGAGCGCUGAGCCAGCCUACAACUCCAUGGGUAGUGCACACGGCGAUUCUGGUCGGUCUCGUUACCGGAGCAGUCUACGCAGGAACAUCCGGACUCUUCGCCGCUUAUCUUGCUGGCGCAUCCAUCACCUGGUGGGAGACGUCGGUACCACACUUCGAAGCAACUGCACUACGAAGCUCAACCCCGUCAAGUCGCACUACGUCAGCCCAAGAAAACGAAUCACCUCCGGACGCAACUAGUGAGGCUCCUAGCAGUAGACCUACGCAAGCAACGCAAGGAAAUCUACUCAAUUCAACAGGCCAGCAAACAUUCGACCACUACUUUAAACCAGCUUUACAACGUGUCCUGAAGCCCUUCUUUUUCGCCUCUAUCGGUUUCUCUGUGCCCAUCACACGAAUGUUCAAUGGCACUGCCGUCUGGAAAGGCAUCAUCUACACGGUCCUCAUGUUCACAGGGAAAUUCGUUUGUGGGUUCUGGCUAAUGCGUCUUCCUGGCUUGUCUAGUCGAGUUGUUCUAACCAGGAAGAAGAAGACGUCGGAGGCGAAGGCUUCUUCUAAGCCAGAACCCGUACGGGCUGCUCCCGCGUCCGGUUCGAUAGACCAGCAACUUGCUAGCGUCGCUGCUGGUCAAGACUCGUCCAACAUUGAGCUCAGCAAGAUAGCCUCACCGUCCCAGAGCCCACGCCCACAGAGCAACGAAACCCGCCCCUUAGCCAAACAGCGCAAAAGCCGCACAAAGCAAAGCACCAAAGCGAAGCCUGACGCCAGCACUACCACUCCAAAACCAGUGUCUCUGUAUCCCGGCCUCAUCCUCGGUGGCGCCAUGGUGGCACGUGGCGAGAUCGGCUUUCUCAUCUCUGCCAUCGCUGAGACUGGCGGGAUCUUCGGUGAUGAGCCGACGGAGAGAUCUUCCUGGUUGUUACUUGGGCGAUUAUGCUUUGCACAGUCAUUGGGCCGUUGCUUGUUGGGUGGUUCGUGA